GAAGCGAUUGGAUGUUGCACCUCAUCGCCUUAGCCGAGUGUCCGCCGCGUUCAGAUAGCGAGAGGGACGCCGCGGAAACACACACACAACAACAACAACAACAACAUGCUUCGUACUGUGUGUCGGAGCGGCAGGGCUCUCGUGCAGCACUCCCGGCGCACGGUGCCCUCCCACUGUCUUGCUCCAGCCCAGCAGAGAUGGGCCUCCAGCCUCCCCAUGAACACAGUGGUCCUGUUUGUGCCACAGCAAGAAGCCUGGGUGGUCGAGAGGAUGGGCCGCUUUCACCGCAUUCUGGAGCCAGGCUUGAACUUCCUCAUUCCAGUACUAGACAGAAUUCGAUAUGUGCAGAGCCUGAAAGAGAUUGUCAUUGAUGUUCCAGAGCAGUCUGCUGUCUCUUUAGAUAAUGUCACACUACAGAUAGACGGUGUUUUGUACCUCAGAAUACUGGACCCAUUUAAGGCUAGCUAUGGGGUAGAAGACCCAGAAUACGCUGUCACUCAACUGGCGCAGACUACCAUGCGUUCCGAGCUUGGGAAGCUCACCUUGGACAAAGUUUUUCGGGAAAGAGAGUCCUUGAAUUCCAACAUUGUUCACUCAAUUAAUCAGGCAGCGGACGAGUGGGGGAUCCGAUGUCUGAGGUACGAAAUCAAGGACAUCCAUGUCCCUCCCCGUGUGAAGGAGUCUAUGCAGAUGCAGGUAGAGGCAGAGCGGAGGAAGAGGGCAACUGUCUUGGAGUCAGAGGGCACACGGGAGGCAGCCAUCAAUGUAGCUGAAGGCCGGAAGCAGGCACAGAUUCUGGCCUCUGAGGGCGAGAAGGCUGAGCAAAUCAACAAGGCAGCUGGUGAGGCCAGUGCAGUUUUAGCAAAAGCUGAAGCAAAAGCCAAAGCAAUUCGACUGCUAUCGGAAGCCUUGACACAGCAGAAUGGAAACGCAGCAGCAUCUUACAGCGUUGCUGAGCAGUAUGUGUCUGCUUUCUCCAACUUGGCUAAAGAGUCCAACACCAUCCUUCUGCCCUCCAACACUGGAGACAUCAGUAGUAUGGUAACGCAGGCCAUGAGCAUCUACAACAACCUAGCCAAGCAAAAUGUGCAGGAUGCCAGUUCUGCUCAAACGCUGUCAGAGGCCCAAAAGGUGAAGCCAGAGGAGAAUCCAUCCAGCGAGAAUCUCUCCCUACAUCUCCCAAGUGCACAGUAGUCUUUCACAUCCUAGGCAACAACCAAAGGGGUGAGGUGCAGAUCCGUGCAGAACAUCUCUGCAAUUUCCAUUGGGAGUUAAGAGACAUGGACUGUAGAACUCCAGCACAGCAAGUUAUAAAUGAGGUGGGGGGGCAGCAUUGGAAAGAUGAAAAGUCCUGGAAUCAUGUUCACCUGAGCUUUCACCAUGUUCACUUGAUGUGUUCAUUUGUUCAGUUUCCUUCUGUUUAAUUUAUACUGGUGCAAAGUGUCAUACUUUCUCUGGCUGUGGUGCUCCUGUGAUGAUGGCAUAUUUUCCUAUAGGCUCAACAGUCAAUGGUACUGAUAGACAAAAAU
Messenger RNA from Scleropages formosus (Asian bonytongue), 1529 nucleotides. RefSeq names its product stomatin (EPB72)-like 2 (gene stoml2). The coding region runs from base 106 to 1194 and encodes 362 amino acids. Gene Ontology annotation, cellular component: mitochondrion; membrane. The record is from RefSeq and is a predicted model, not a curated record. NCBI's taxonomy places the organism in Eukaryota, Metazoa, Chordata, Actinopteri, Osteoglossiformes, Osteoglossidae. Gene Ontology annotation, biological process: mitochondrion organization. The transcript is spliced from 10 exons.